AUGGAUGGGCUAACCUGCAACGGCGACGAGUUUUCACUGGACUGCCAGGGACUCGUUGCUAGAAGCCGCCAGAAUUCCGAGCGAGCAGAAUAUUCCAAGGCGUUGGCGACCCUCCGGAACUCGGUUGGUCGUUUCUCUGGGGCCGAUCGAUUGCGAAUCCUCCUCGAAAUUGCUAGCAUCCUUGGGGCGCAGGGAUACAAACGUGAUGCUCUGGAGACUCUAACGGAAGAUGUAGGAACGCUUAACAAUAAUCUGACCCCCGAAGAGACGUGUCUAAGCACUCAAAUGAAGAUGGAGGCGUGUCUGCUGAGACCUCUCGUAACAACUUCCUUCAAAAUGGCCAUUGAAGAAGCAGAGAUCUUGCGAAGUCAAACCUCGAAUUUUGCAGCAACCAAGGAUCUUGACUCAGCAAUGAUCGAGACAGCGUUGACGUAUGCAAAACUACGCUUCCUGUCCUGCGAGUAUCACAGUCCAGUCGCACAUACAGAGCUCGAGGCGAUCAUCUCCUGGCUAUUGCCGACUUUUGACGACCUCAUUUCGGCUUGCCGCUACCGCGAAUCACGGAAAAUAAUCUACGCCUAUGGCGUGUUUCUAGCCUCCGCUCCCAAGCUGGGGGUUACCAAUGUCGACUUUCAGUCCUGGAAUCGGAUGAUAGAAUCAGUGCUCUCUGUGCCCGACGCCCCGCCGCUUAUCAAAGCUGAUGUAAUGGCACAGCUCGCCAUGAGAGCUGAUGACGAGCUUGACGGUGAACAAAUCACCAAGCUGGAGGAGGAUGCCAUCAAGAUUUAUAAUGCCGAGGGUCAUUUGGUGGGCGCCAUGGAUGUCCGGUGUCAGCAGAUAAGCCGCGCCAUCAAGAGGGAUCACACCAGUCUUAGUGAUGAGAUUCUUGAAGAAAUGAAGGGAUACUUUGAGAAAUACGAGGCCACCGAAUCGCUGGUUUCGUACCAAACCGCUGUCCACGCAAUGCUUGCUCAUAUCCCGCACUGGCUUGGCUUCGACGUGCAACUGCAGCUCUCUCACAUCAAUGAUGAGCUAGCCAGGCUAUCCGGGGCCCUUCUCAUAAGCCAGGCCGUUCGCUUCCGUCUCAUAGCACAGUGGCUUACACGAUCGGGCGCCGCCCCUCGUGCGGUAGAGGCAUCCGAGGCCGUCUACGCAGCUCUCCAGGACGGCGACUGCGUCUACUUCCAAGGCAUGGCAGCGCACUGCGCAUCGCAAGCUUACUUUCAACUUCAAGACCACGCCCGGGCGCAAUCAUGGGCAGAACGUGCAGCUUCUCUGUGGGGGAGGGGAUUCCCUCAUCUCAGGACGGAUGCCACGAAUAUUCUUUUACACGCAAAAAUUGGACCCGGUGCAGAAAACACGGAAGCAAUGAAAGACGUCAUUUCGUUUGCCGAAGCCGAGAUCGAGUCGGACGUCAACAACGGCUUCAUGACGCAUGCGCAGCAGAAGGCGGAGAUGAUUAUUGGGCAGCUUACACGGCUGCGCUCCGACGAAAGAUGCCAAUGGAUGGAUAGGGCGGAGCAAUGGAUGAAGAACGACGCCGCGUCGAGUUUAGAAGAGUCGGAUGUCCGCAGAGCGGCUCUUCACCAGUUACGAGCGACUCAGCUUGGAGCAAACAUCCAGAGCACACAAGCCGAGGCGUGGGAACCUUGCAUGGCCGUCUUUGAGGAUGCAGUAUCCCUGUAUAUGAAGCACAAACGGCUUUUAGAGGCUGCCAACACGCGAAUGAUGCAAAGCCGGGCUGUUUUCCGCCACUUUCAGCUUUCACCUUUGAUGGAACUGCUCCAGCGCUCCUUGGAGCUCAUGGAUAUAUCGCUCGAUCUGUUCAAGACGGUAGACAACGUCGCGUUCAUCACCUUGGCCAAUCAAUACCGAUCUUCCAUCUACACCGGCUGGAAGUGCGGGUGGGUGAGCGCCGAGGCUGUUCUUGCCGCGCUGAGAGACGCAGAGGAAGCUUGGGCACGGCAACGAGCGGACAUGACUGUGUUUGCUAGCCUCGAGGCAGUCUCUCGCAGACAGCAGCUGACGUCAAUCAAGGACCUGCGAGACGUGUAUCAGCUCGCCUUCUCGGUUUGUCUCGAGUCGGGGAAACUGAGGGAACUGUGGGAAUGGACACAACGAGGCAAAGCUCGCAGUUUGUCGGACCAGCUUGGCGUGGAUGGCAUCAUCCCCGCCGACUUGCGGAAACAAGCCUUGGACUGUCCCAAAAGGAAGGACUUGAUUCAGAAGUCGGAGCAACUGUCGAAUCAAAUCAGUAGUGGUACGAAUAUCGCACGUCUCAGACUUCGCGGCGAGUUGGAUGCCGUGCAUACACAGAUGCGUGCAGAUCCGCUGCUCAACACCAUUCUCGACAUCAAAAACGGAACACCCGUCAAGUUGGAACAGAUUCAGCAGCUGGCCCUUGGCAUGAAGAGAGAUGACCCACGACGGGAUAUUGUCUUUGUCGACUGGGUGGAAUACCUGGGCCACUUUUGGGUCGUGCUUCUCAGGGGCGCCUCUGAGCAACCUACCGUUGUCCGGUGCUCGCCGUCUGUCGAUGAUGUGGUUUCCUGGAAGCAGCAGUGGAUGGAUGCAGACCCAGGACAAGUUUCAGCUCUAGAAGAAGGCGACUUGUACCCCGAGGACGAUCCGGAAUUCAGCUUGCGCGCCCUUGACGGCCUCGUCGCGCCGUUGGAGAAUCUGACGCAGCCACGCGACCUCUUGGUCUUCUGCCCGACUGGUAUUUUGCACUCGAUACCGCUACACGCACUCUGGGUUGCGUCCAAAACGCUCAUCCUCGAGCGGAAUCCGAUAGUCUACAGCGUCAGCCUGACAACCUUUUGGCAAUGCUGCGACCGGGCGAGAAGCGCCAGAAGAUUGGCACCGGCAUCAGACGAGAUGGAAAACGGCCGGAUCACGUCUGGGAACUGGACUUUUGCCGGCGUCUUUGAGCCGGUGCCAGACGAAUCGUUCAAUCCCAAGGAACAAGACCGCGUUUACUCGCUGAUUGCGGAAACCGCGGCCACGCUGAAGGCAGCAUCGGCUACUGGCGCCACGGUAACAAAGCAACAUGUCCGAGAAUCGCUGGAGGACUCGGCACUAUUCACGUUCUACGGUCACUGCCGUCUGGAGCGCGAGGACUUGGCUGCUCAGGGACUUCAGCUCGCGGACGGACGGCUGACGGUGCGGGACAUGUUUGACAUGAAGCUUCACGCGCCGCAUGUGACGCUCGUGGCAUGCGACUCGGCGUCUCAAGGCAUCGCGGCGGGUGACGAGCCUCUCGGAAUCGUCACGGCGCUGCUCUGCGCCGGCGCGGGUUCGGUCUUGGGCACCAUCUGGCCGACGGCGACGCGCGCAGGUCGUCGCUUCACGACCCAGCUGUACCGUCGUAUUCUUCGCCAUAGAGCCAAUGGCGGGAAAGCUGGCUUGAUAGAUCUGGCGGAAAUAACACAGGGAGCGGCGUUGGCGUUGCGUCAAGACAUGGACACGAUCCAGCCGUACCACUGGGCAGCCUUUGUGUUGCACGGAUCUUGGGCCAUGUAUGAUUGA
Metarhizium brunneum ARSEF 3297 is the source of this 3528-nucleotide messenger RNA. RefSeq lists its product as uncharacterized. The record is from RefSeq and is a predicted model, not a curated record. Lineage: Eukaryota; Fungi; Ascomycota; Sordariomycetes; Hypocreales; Clavicipitaceae.